AUGGCUGUCAGAAAUGCGAAUGCGGCUCUGCGAAUCGCAGUCUUGGAAUGUGAUCACAAGCUGACGACUGAAUUUGGAAGCUAUGGAGAAAUUCUCGAAAAAUGGCUCUAUCGAGCUAGCCAUGCAGUCCAACACCCGCUGGAGAUAGAUGCUGUUCUCAUAUCGGGAGCCCGUACGUUCCCUGCUGGCAUUCUCAAUCAAUUUGCUAAUUUGGAAUUAGCAACCUCUGUGGAGAGUGACCUUCCGUGGAUCAGAAAGCUUUUGGAGUUUACCUCCUCUGUUGUUUCACAUGCACGAAUCAUGCUUGUCGGUAUCUGCUUUGGACACCAGUUAGUUGCAAAAGCGAUUGGUGGUGAGGUCAGGCAACGAGAAGGCGGUUUUAAAUUAGGCCUUGUACCGACCCAAUUAUCAGAAUUCGGGAAGCAACUCUUUGAGCAGUCGGACUAUAUACCAAAUGCUCACGAUGUUGUCGCUCGCCCUCCUACCGUGGUAGAGUCUACCAAUGUAGAAAUGCUCGGUCGAAGUCAGGAUGGUGACAACCACGGGUUUUAUGCUCCGAAGAAACUCAUUACAUUACAGGGGCAUCCGGAAUUCAACAGGGCGAUCAUGGGAAGUGUUCUGGAAAUCAGCCGAGGGGAUUUAGGAGAUGCUGCAUAUAACGAAGCGAAGACACAGCUGCAUGCCGAUGGAGACGGGGAUCAUGCAGCACGCAUCCUUUCGAAAGUCCUGAUAAAGGACCUCAUGUGA
Messenger RNA from Penicillium verhagenii, 747 nucleotides. RefSeq lists its product as uncharacterized. Gene Ontology annotation, cellular component: cytosol; nucleus. The coding region runs from base 1 to 747 and encodes 248 amino acids. The record is from RefSeq and is a predicted model, not a curated record. Lineage: Eukaryota; Fungi; Ascomycota; Eurotiomycetes; Eurotiales; Aspergillaceae. The transcript is spliced from 3 exons.